Messenger RNA from Clupea harengus (Atlantic herring), 5412 nucleotides. It is a transcript of the gene smcr8a, whose product is annotated as Smith-Magenis syndrome chromosome region, candidate 8a. NCBI's taxonomy places the organism in Eukaryota, Metazoa, Chordata, Actinopteri, Clupeiformes, Clupeidae. The record is from RefSeq and is a predicted model, not a curated record. Gene Ontology annotation, molecular function: GTPase activator activity. Gene Ontology annotation, cellular component: guanyl-nucleotide exchange factor complex.
AAAAAUGUAAUUAAUGUGGGAAAUGUGUAAUUGUUUUUAUGCUAUUGUGAACACAGACGCGUCGAUAUUUCAGUAAAACGUAACAUAUUUCCAUUUACUUCCUUGUUUAGACGCCGGACUAGUCACGUGAGAGUGAACCACUGCCCACUCGCUUUAAAUAUGGCUGAUGUCGCUUGAUGCUGGAUUGAUGUUGAGUUUGCAUUAUCACCACGGACUACAUUUUCGGAUAAGGUAGUUUUAUUUUUCACGACUGGACGGCAAACAUUAUUGAUGGGUUCAUAAUGUCUUCCAUUCCUUGGAUUUUUGAAAAGGUCAGAGUCAUUGAAGCCAAUUCUUAACACUAGCUGAAUGUUACGUGUGGACAACCUUACUGACGUUAAUUGCUCGUGUGACAGUAUGUAGCUAGCUGGCUAGUUACUGAGUGAAUACUUAAAAGACAUGUCUUGGCAUUCAAAUGCAACGGACAUGUCAGUAUUUACGAAUCCAAUCUUAGCCCUUAGUCAUCUAUAUCCUUAUUUUAAUUAAUAAUGCAACGUGACCGUCGCCCGACUGCUGUGUUGGUGUACACUAUAGCAUAUACACCGAAGGAGCUGUAGACGUGCAAUUCUCCUAAUGUCGUUCCGCACACUGAGAAAACAUGAUCGGCUCACCAGACGUGGUGGCUUUUACCAAAGAAGAUGACUUUGGAGAGCUCUUUCCGGAUCCGUGCGUGCUCCCGGAGGAGUUUUCUGUGCCUUUGUUCACCCAUGCUGCGAAUCCGUGGACGAAGACCGCCUAUGCUAAAUUUUCCAAGGACUUCAUCCUCAUAUCCGAGUUCUCUGAACAGGUUGGUCCACAACCUCUCCUCACCAUUCCUGAUGACUCAAAAGUAUGUGGAACAUUCGACCUCAAUUAUUUCUCACUGCGCAUCAUGUCCGUGGACUACCAAGCCUCAUUUGUUGGGCACCCUCCUGGGUCCAGCUACCCAAAGCUCAAUUUUGUGGAGGACUCUAAAGUGGUUCUGGGUGAUUCAAAGGAGGGUGCCUUUGCCUAUGUCCAUCAUCUGACCCUGUAUGAUCUGGAAGCACGAGGCUUUGUCAGGCCAUUCUGCAUAGCCUAUAUCUCCGCAGACGAGAGAAAGAUUAUGCAGCAGUUUCAGAAGCUCUCCUCUGAGUUUUCCAAAGCCUCAGAGUGUUUGAAAAGUGGGAACCGAAAAGCUUUUGCGAACGAGCUGCUGAAGAAACUGAAAGAUCUGGAGUACACCCGGUCAGUGCUACACAAAGAGAGUGAGCUGCAGAAGAUGAACAACGGCUGUUAUUCCACACAGGCAAUUGAGAAGGCAAAUGAAUUGGCAAAUAUGGAGAAGUCCAUAUAUGAACACAAAGACCUGUUGAGGCAGAUCACUUCCUACCCCAGCAGAAAGAGGAAAGACCCUGAAUGUGUUGCGUAUGAGCCAGAGAAACCCACCGACAUGACCGAUGUAAACCUUGCACUCUCCUCCACUCCUUCUGAACUUGAGGACAAGACAGUAUCAGGGGACGAGGCCAACGAUAGACUCUCCUACACUCCUCAGCUCAUCAAGGCUAGAUCUGCUAAAUGUUUUGACAAGCGACUAAAAACGCUAGAGGAGCUUUGCGAAACAACUUUUUUCCAACAUACCAUGGAGCAACUGAAAUUCAUUGAAAGGUCUUUCAGAGGGGAUCUGUGCUACAUGUACACCAGCCAGAUAGACAGGGCUCUCGUUAGGCGGCAGCAAAUAACAAAUUUUCUCUUUGAGGAGGAGGAGGACUGGCAAGAAGACGGACUCACGAAGCGGUUUGAAGCAGCUGGUCCCCCUGCAGUGAAUCAACCACCCUCAGCGUCCGACAUGUUGGCAGAACCGAUGAGUCUGGAAUCGUAUUCGUCCUGCGUGGACACCAUUCAAAUAAAACCAGAGCCUGAAUUUGUAGAGGGCCCCCCGGAGUCCAGCCCUUCUGAUUUCACUCAGGAAACCUCUGAGGAAGCUGCUGACACAGAAACAAAAGGGAGCUUCAGUAGUGACCGAAGCAUAGAGCCUGUAAGCCCAGGCAACCUACAGAUGCAAUAUCAAGAUACUGAAGUAGUGGGGAUGAGCUCUAGCAGUGAAGAAUGUACUACCCUAGCCGACAAUGCAUUUUUGGACCAGUGCGAAGCCGACCCUUCCAGUGCAUUAUAUGAAACCCCCUCUGUUCAGACCGGGACAGACAGAGCUGUACAUACAUUUCCUUUAUUGGAAAAUGACUUGGACAUGAAUGCUACUGAUGUGUACCAAACUGGGAGUGUUCAAGUGGACACAGCUUGCUGUAUGGGGCAGGAGGGCUUCAUCCAUGAAGAGCCUUUGCCCAAGCCGCUCCGGGGCGGCUGUGGGGACAUGGUGGUGAAACAGGAACCUCUGUCUUUGCUUCAGAGGGACCCUUCACUCCAGGGGGACUAUGUUUUAGGUGAGCCUGCCUUGGAAAGCCCUUCCACAGCCCUGUCUCUCCCUGAGCUUAACUCGAACACGCUCUCUGAGGAGAUGGCCAGGAUUAAUGUGGAGGACGCCUCUGACACUACCAGCUACAUGAGCACCUCCACCAGUUCUGACAGGGCACCGUCACCAUUCUGCCACGGGAACCCGGUCACCCUGAAACAGAAGAAGAGGGCAGGACAAAGUGCUCUGCGAUUCAUCCGGCAAUACCCCUUUGCACAGCAAGCCAUAUUCUGCCUCCUGACCGGACGCACUCUCGUGGUGCUGGGAGCUGAGGAAGGCACGGUGAGAAAGCUGGUGAACGCUUUGUCUAUUUUUGUGCCCAACCUUGGGAAAUACGGAGAAACUGUACAGCCAUGGCUCUCGACACCCUUUCAACUGACUGACCUACAAAGAUGGAAGCUCAUCGGCCUUCAGAGGAUGGCCUCACCCACGGAGUCCAGCAUUCUCCACUCUCUCAUCCGCUACAGCCGCUACAUAGGUAUCCUUGACGCGGACAACAAAACGAUGAGGUGCCCUCCGUACAAAGGCGCUCUACUCGGCCAUAUGGCAGACCACAGGACUCAGAUCAAGAGGGGAAGCACUUACUUCCUCCACGUCCAGAGCAUGCUGACCCAGCUCACCGCCAAGGCAUUUCUUUUCACCUUCUGCCAUCAUUUUCACCUUCCCCUCAGCUCUGCUGAGGACGAAGAGUCCGUGGUGACGCACAGGACUAGCUUUUUGCAUCAUUUGGGCUACACUGAGGAAGAGAGCAAAAUCGUGCACUUCCUCAGUGAGCUCAUCAAACAGCAUUACAUUCAGGGGCCUUCCAAGGGAACCAGCCAAUCAGUCUUACGUUUUAAUUACACCACCAGCUAUUUGUACAAAAUCUAAUUCUGAAUGUGUCCUCUUGCUGGAUUGAGAUGCUUGUGUUUUUAUCCCCCAUCUGUUGAAAUCGGGAGACCAAGCAAUUGUCAACGUGAUUUAUUUCAUCUGCGUCCCAUUUUAAGAUGGUUAUCUUUACAGGCAUUCCAGCAGAAAUAAGGCUGCUUAAACCAGUCACUCACUGUUGCGAUUUUGAGGAUCUCUUCAAUGUUGUCAUAAGUGUGUUAUUUGCAGACAGGUUGGUUCACACUAAUGCUUUUAAUGUGUUUGGCUUUCUGAGGGUUAUGCAGUGAAGGCGAUACAAUUCUGUGCUUCAGAUGCGACAGUUGAUGUUUCACUGCACUCAGCGGGCGAAGUGACUGGCCCAGCAUAUUGCACUCACUUGUAUUGAAAGCACAAGUGGAUAAAGUCGUUUUUUUCACUCUGGAUUAAGAGUGUAAUCAGUGGAAUUUACUUCUUGACUGACUGACAUUGACUUCCUGUGCCAGUGAGAGGGACAAGGGUAAUCUAAUGGUAUGAUGAUCUUGGCAAGCCUUUUAGAGAGGAAAUGAAGUAUGUUUUUGGAGUUAACCAUGUUGACAACUGUCUGAAUCAGCAUAAGCUUUUGCCUUUUUCAACUACUCCUGACUGCUGUAAUGAAUAUUUUAUCUUGCUAAAUUUAAAGGUUAUGUUUUUUACAGCUUUUUCUUUUGAAUGACCAUUAAGUGAAUUUAUGCAGAGCAAUGUUUUACAAAUCACUAUACUUAAGGGAGUGAAACUCCAUUCAUCAGCCUAAGAUAUUAUUACAGUUGGCCUUAAUUCUUCAUACAGAUAGACGGUAUAUGUCAUCAUCGGUAUAUGCAGAUCCAUUAAUAUUUUAUUUUAAAAACAAAUAGUUUUUACUACCCAAAAAAUAACCCUUUAGUCAUUAUAGCUGUAGAAUUUGCAAGCCUUUGAGUUUUCUUCCCUACAUUAUUUUAUCCAUCACGUCUCAUUUUGAAUCAGUACAAAACAAUGCAGUACAACCAGAUAUGAUGUUGAAUCAUAAGACACAUUUACUGAGAUUUACUGAGACACUGAUCAUUACGAUCUCCAUAGGUCUGUACAACCAUUCCAAGGCACUGUGACAUCACUUUCUGCUUUUUGAUAGGAUUGGAUUAGUGACAAAAAGCAAAGGAGGCAGAUAGACCCUCCUAUCUCAGUGAACCUAUCAGCCUCUCCUAAAGCCUGCUGGGGCUUUAAGCAAACAAAAUAGGUUGAGUAACCAAUUUGCCCUCUGUAACGUAAUCAGGAUACAAGGAACAGGAAUGUUAUGCAUGAAGACAAAAACACAUGAAUAUUGGAUAUCUGUUACACAAAAUGUUGCAUGUUUUGGGAAGUAACUUUUUAAUGAAAGAAGUACAUUCUCUGUACCUUACUGUUGUGAAUAUUCAUCAAAUCUAGCAACUGCUAUUGAAUUUGAUAUACACUGUUGUCCAAGAAUUGUGUGUAAGUGAUGUCGGCAUGAGUACCCAUAUGGACUAAUUGGUACAUCAUUAUGCUGGAUGUUUUGAGAUGAAGAUAUUUCGUGAGGUAUUCAAUUUAGUUGUGGCCAGAAUUCAUGGCAUUGUAUGUAAAUGUUUGCAUUGGUAAUGUUUCAACCAUACCAUGGCUGAUUUCGUUUUUGGGUUUGUUUUGACAUAAAUAUUACUGUGCUUGUAUAAUCCCAAAUCAACUCAACAAAUUUCACUAAGUGUUAAAAAGCAAGCAUGUUUCUUAUUGUUUUGCUGCCAUUUGAUCUUGACCUUUUCCCUUAAAUCCUUCCAUUCUUCAUGCUGUUGCCUUGUAUCCAAGUUGAUGUUGGAAAAUAUUGUGACUUUGAUUUGGAAAUACUUGUGAAAUGUGAGCCUUGUAUUUGUCCAGUGCUGGUUAAAUAGUUACUAAUUUUGUCCCGGUCCACAGAUGUCUAUUCCACUGUGAAAGAAUCAAUACUAUUUACCAACUUUUCAUUAAAAACAACCCGAUUUCCUGUGCUCAGGCAGUGAUUUGUUAGGUAUUGUCUGUUAAUGCUGUUUAUUCACAAAAUGAAAACUUGCAAUAUAAAGAUAAUGAAAGUUAUAACACAA